Copidosoma floridanum is the source of this 6175-nucleotide messenger RNA. RefSeq lists its product as uncharacterized. The record is from RefSeq and is a predicted model, not a curated record. Lineage: Eukaryota; Metazoa; Arthropoda; Insecta; Hymenoptera; Encyrtidae. Gene Ontology annotation, molecular function: protein binding.
UAACGGCUGAUGAUGGAGUCUGAAAUAACCCCCUUCAAACCAAACAAACUGUAAACAAUGUAAACUUUCAGUAAUUUUAAUUCAAAACGCGCAUAAAAACGCGUCCUUUUACUGUAAGCGUCAUUAUACAAAGUAUCUGGUGCAGUACAUUAUAAUGAUAUCACUUGUUGGGCUUUAAAUAAAAAUACCAACGAAACUGUGAAUCUCAAGUUCAUAAGGUUUAAAAAUUUUCCUUUAAGGAAGCUAUAAGUAAAAGGUUCAACUAAAUGUGUCUAGCAAAGUUUCAAACAAGACGGGAACUUAGGAUUUUCAGUCAUCUUGCAUAACUGUUUAUAUGUAUAAAAAGGUAAAAAUCUAGAGUGGACAAAACUGGAACAUGGAUGCUCUCUUACCCUCAGAAAUUGCAAGGCUUGUUCUUGGAUACCUGCAGGAACAAAAGUGCGAUGAAGCAGCCAAAAUAUUUAUGGAGACGUCGCCUCUCUUGAAAGAAUGUAGAAUCGUGUCGCAAAGAGGUGGCAGAUAUACUACAAAAGUUGGGGGCUUCAGUUUAGUGGAUAUUUUAGACAAGUAUUGUGCUGCUGUUGGGAUGGUUCAAGAGAAACUAAACAAAACAAACGAUUUGGAACAGUUCAAACACUGCGAUGAUAUAUUGGAGAAGCUAGGAUAUCUUUUGGAAGGAUCAAAAAAACGUUUCGUUGUAAAUAUAAAUUAUUCGUCACAGAAUUCAUCAGCUGGAUUGUACAAUAGUCCAAAUACGUCAAGUAGUACAAAGAAACGACUUAGCGGUGGUCAGGGACGUCGCAAGGGUAUUCCAAAAUCUCUCAGCGCUUUUUUAAUAGACAAGUCGUCUCAGAUUGAGGGAAACCAAGAUUGUGAUGUACGUGAGACGGUAUCUCAUGAAUUUGAAUGUCAAAAAUUGUCGACAGAACGAAAUAAUACCGAAAAUAAAAGGUUUUCUAAUGAUCAGUUAUUGAAUGACGUAAAUGUAAAUAAUGUUGAAGAAAAUAGAGCUUCUAAGUCGUUAAGUGUAAAUUCAGAUGGAAAUAUCGAAGAAUCAAGCUCUAACACUGUAAAUAUUAAUCACAAAGAUCAAGCAACUGAAACUAUUCAAACUAAUGAUUAUGAAAAAAAUGUCAACAAGUGUACAGCAGGGACAAGUACGGAAGAGUUGAUGAGUUAUUGUUGUACUGAAGUGCAAACUGGGCUUGACUUUAACGAAAUGGAGUCUGAAGUUACCGAACCAAUCGAGAAUUUAAGUAUUAUAACCCAAGAACUUAUGAAUAGAACGGAGCUGCAGCAACGGAUUGCUGAAAACAUCAAUAAUGCUAUUUUACCCAUGGAAUUAUCUUUUCACGGAGAUAACGCGAAUUUAAGUUUGACAGACUUAAAUAAAUCUAAAUUGUGUGAUUUAGAUAAUGUCAUUAAGACAGCAGUUGAAGCCACAGAACUAGAUCUUGAAGGGUUCAUACAGGAGAUAUUUGAUGUCAAGGACCAAAAUCCUCCAAUAGGAGAAAUUCCUGUUACAAGAGAUGAUCCGGUAUCAGAACCAAUGGAUAUUGAUGUACAAGAUACUGCUAAUCUAAUGCAAAAUUAUCAUCAACAGUUCAAUAAUUUCGAGAUACCGAUUAAACAAAGACUGCGCAGCUCGUCAAAGUCUUAUAACGUUCAUGGAGAGGAAGAGGAAAACAAUGCUUUGCUGGAUAAUCAAAAUGCAGAAGCAGUGAUGAAUAUCAUGAAUGUUAUCAACUACAAAAGGAAUUCUCUAACAGACAGUGAACCACCCUUUGAAGAAUAUGACAUUGAAACAAAUGAAGGUGAAGCUGCCAAGGAAAAUGUUAUUAUCGAAAAUGCACCUGCUGAACCAAAAAUCACUAAAAAUGCCACUAAAACUACUAAAUCGAACAAAACUAUUGCGAAAAAGCCAAAACAGAGGACAAAAAAAUCUUCAAAAAUAGAAAGUAAAAAAGAACUCGAUGUUGAGGAUAUCGUUCCCACUGUCGUGCUAUGCACAGAACCGUUGAAACCUAAAAGAAAGUACGUGUCAAUCGCAACAAAGGAAGGCCAACCUCCACCGCAAUUGGAACUCGCAGAAUUACCAACGCUUUCUUAUCGCGUUGUCAAUGUACCUCGUCGUCUCGUUAAACCUGAACAAAUCGAACUAUCAAAAAUGUCGAACACACUUGUCCAAAAGGCUCUCCAAGAAUAUCAACCGAUCUGUUCAAAACCCAGCAAUGAUGUUCCAAUCAUGCCAAUCGGUGUGCAAAUCGAUGAGCAACUAGAACCACCACCUCCUACCAGUGAUUCGAUCACGCUUUACGGCGCUCAAGAAAGCAAUAAUACACCAGCGACGAUGAUUCAAUCGAUCGAGGACAUGCCGAUAAUAAGUCUAGACAGUUCGCCAAUGUCCGGCCUGAGAUUCUCCUCCGCUUUUAAGGGCGCGACUGUCCCAACCAGUGCGGAAACUGAAACUGUCGGCAUUAUCGUUCUUGAAGGUGAAAAUAGUACGGAGCAAUCAAAAGACAAGAAAUCAGUUAUCACGGAAGAUAAAGUUGCCGAGAUAACAGAGGAGAACACCGAUCUUGGUAAGUCAGUCAUUGUGUCGGACGAGCCUGAACCGGUUGUGCAGUCGGAUGCAAGCGCGAAACUUAAGUGCGACGAAAUCAUAGCCAAGCGUACACCAAACACUCUGCUGAGAUCUCGCUCCGAGAACAACCGGCUCAGUCUCUCGACACCACGACGUCGCAACAGUCACGUCCGAGCCCUCGACUUUGGCACGCCUGUCAAGCAAACUUUAAUUACGAACAAAGGUAGCCAAUCGUGCAUUAAACCUUCCGUCUGUAGAGGGGCUCUGUUCAAAUCUCCAGUCUACGAAAAAGAGGAUGCCCCGGCCAUGGCUCAACUCCAUGUGGCCACGAAAAAGGUAAGAACGCUGGCGCCUACCAAGUCCUCGACGCGGGUCGCCUUGAUGCAAGUGCCAAUCGCCACGAGGAGCCCCAUGCAAAAGCUUCGCGGAAACUGGAACAAAGUGGCAGGCAUUGGUAUGAUCCUCAACGAGUCUUCGACGGGCGAGAGUUCGCCUGAAAAAUCACAGCCAGAUUAUCCUGCACCGCCGUCUCCCGCCCUUGCAUCCAAGUCCGCUGAAGUGAAGGUGGAGAGUAACGGUCUGCACAAGAGCUGGGAUAGCGAUCUGAGGAGAAUCGUCGGUAGCUCGGCUGACGAAGAAGAAGAGGAGAAAAUAAAAAGUAAUGGUAAGAGCCAAAGACAGAAAAGAAAUUUAUCUGUCAAGGUCACGUCGAAAGACCAAUUCGAGGACAAAAAGGUGCCAGAAAAAGACUCUGAAAAUAGUGAUAGUGUUAAAAAAAAGGACUUGAAACAUGAUGUGAUUACAAGUAUUAAUGUUAAAAAAAAGGACUUGAAACAUGAUGUGAUUACAAGUAUUAAUGUUAAAAAAAAAGACAAUGUUACAAAAUAUAUGUUAGAGAGUGUAGAUACUGAAAAUAAUGAACUAAAAGACGAGACCGAAGGUGUGUCAAGUGUUACAAAAAAAGAGAAAUCUGUCGAUCAAAAAGUCGGAACGCCGUCCGCGCUUAAAUGUAAAGUAUUAACUAAUUCAAACCUUAAUGUCACUCCACUGCAGUCUGUGAAAAAAUCAGAACAAAAUUCUAUCGAUUACGAUUCAUCUAUUAAUAAAACGCUAAUUUCAAAAAACUCGUUAGAUUCAUUGUGUAUUGCGUCCCAACUAUUAGAUCUCGAAACUCCGCGUAAAACCGAAAUAACGAAUUACAUACCACCGACACCACAAGUUUUCGCUACUCCAGCCCAAAGUUUAAGAAAGUCGGCUGGUGCGAAAAUUGACAUUACUAUCAAGGGCUCUGUGGAAACGCCAGAAUUUCCGGUCACACCGUGCAUUGUAGUCACACCAAAAUUCAUUGAGGAAGAUACCAAGAAACAUUCCUCGCCGUAUUUUGAACCAUCGGAGGAGAUUAUGAAGGAAGUCGCUGAAACGCAGAAAAUGAUGGUACAAGAAACAACGUCUACUAUAAAUGUACGAAAAAGUGUUGUAGAACUUCCCGAACACAAAGCUAUCGAAAUAACACAAUUCGGGGUUGUAGAGAGAAAUAAAGAAACACUCAAAGAAGAAGAACAAGCUACCGAAGACACUACACUUGAGUCCAAAGACACAUCAAACGAUAUGUCAAACGACACUUCUAAAGGCACUUCAAAAGAGUCUGCAGAAGCUGAAGAUGCCAACACUAGCGUAAACUCAUACUCGGACAGUGAUAAUGAAUCGUCUUCUGACAGUUCAUGCUCAUCCUCAUCUUCUUCCUCAUCUUCAACCACAUCAUCAAGUUCAUCAAGCCUUUCAAGCAGCGAUUCGUCCGUGGUAAAAUCUGAAAUUUUCGAUACUCGAGAUGAGCUUAAAGAAUCAGUCCUUGAUAUUUCGAAAGGUAGCCCUUCAAAGCCAAUACAAAUACUCACAGAAAUCAAUCACGAAGAAACCUCGAAUCUUGAGGAGAAUAACAGCUCUCCUAAAAAGGUAUUUUCAGUAAUGAAACAUUCUGAAGAAAAGACUGACCAAGAAACACCAGCUAAAGAUGAGAUUGCCGAGGCUGUAAUAUUUGAAACGCCAAGUGUAUCGGAAGCAGAGCGUGCACAGCGACGUGAUUCCAUUACAAAUUUGAAUUCUAAAAUUUCAGCAGAAAUUGCCCUCUUGGCUUCACCUUCUCAAAGUACCGCAGAGCCGCCCGCUACAAACAAAAUAUUGAACGUGGUCAAACCCAAAAUUAUCAAGAUCGAAAGAAUAGCGCCGACUGACGGAAUUACGAUCCAAGUGUCAAAGAUAUUACAAUCGCAGGAGACUUUAGUAUCUACUUUAGCGCGACACCAACAGGUAAGUUUAAGCGCAGAUACGAUACUCGGCCAACAGUUGGAGCAGAAACGUCUAAGAGUGUUGGCCAAAUUUAAAGAAGUCGGAAAUGCUAAGGUAGCUGCUCAGCCAAGAAGACUAUCGGAUGAAAAAAAGCAGAGAAAGGCUAUUGCAACUGUGAUGAACGGAAUUGACGAACAGGAAAAAGUAUCAUCGACAUCUGAUAAUCUUAAGAGUGAGAGAAACUCGUGCGAACAGAAGCCAAGUGAGGGAAAAAUAAUGGGCAAGGAAGAAGAUAGUGUUGAGAAAAAAGAAGAAAAAUCAAUAAUCAAGAAAGAAGUAAAAACAGUGAUGAAGAAAGAAGAAAAAGUUGUAAGCAGGGAAGAAAAAACUAUGGUCACUCGAAGUGUUAGAGCCACACAGAAAGCUAAUGAAGCAGAUUCGAAAGAAAAUCAGAGAGUUGUGUGUCGGUCAAGCCCGCGGAAGAAAUCUUAUCAGAUUUCGAAUCCAACCGAUAAUAAUCAGGUUAAAAAUUCUAAAAAGGAAAACGUUGUCAAAGAAUCAAUAGUGAUACCGGCAGAAAAUUUCAAAGGUAUAUCAAAAGCAAAAGUCGAUCUGGUUAAACGCGAUCUAUUCAGUGACGAUGAGAAUAGCGAACAGCGGACAACGCGAUCACAAUCAACUCGACUAUCCGUGACAUUGUCUGAGAGUCAAAGGAGUAAUGAGGAAAAUUCAAACAACGACAACUCCAAAUUACUUGAAUGCUUACAGCUUAUACCUGCAAACAAAAGCGAUGUUGAAAUUCACGAUCUCAGUGAAGAGAUUGAAGAAGAAAUGUUCAAUACUAGUGGCAGGAAUAAGCUAGAUAUAAUGUUAAAAUAUGAUGAAUCGAUACCUAUUAAAAAGCGUCGACGUAAUUACAGUAGUUCAGAGUUGCAAAGCGAAUAUAUAUUUCAGUCUGAUGGCGAUGAUUACGUUCUCAAUUUGAUGCCUCUUGAAGAAAUUUUUAAUCUAGAUCCGUCAUCAAAGUCAAAAAAGACAGUGCAGAGUUCUAAAAAAUCACUAGCAAAGACUAGCAAAAAGAAUAGUAAAAAUUUCGAAGUUCCUUUAGCAACUUCUUCACCAUUAAAAACAUCUACAAGUAAUAAGACUUCCGAAGAUAGAAAAACAAAAUCUUGCAAAAGAAAAGCAGUAGAUGUGGCAGAAGAUGAAAAGGUGGAUAGUAAAACAAAACCAGAUCCUCUGUUUUUAUUGAAGAAAGUAAAAAUAGAUGAAUUUUUAAAGUCUGUACAUGUAAAAGAAAAAUAG